Molecule: messenger RNA, 16239 nt
Organism: Giardia duodenalis
Lineage: Eukaryota; Fornicata; Diplomonadida; Hexamitidae
Product: CytoDHC cytoplasmic dynein heavy chain
Exons: 1
Coding region: 1-16239 (5412 amino acids)
Biological process (GO): cytoplasmic microtubule organization; establishment of spindle localization; mitotic cell cycle
Cellular component (GO): cell cortex; cytoplasmic microtubule; cytoplasmic dynein complex
Molecular function (GO): minus-end-directed microtubule motor activity; ATP hydrolysis activity; dynein intermediate chain binding
Source: RefSeq, a predicted model, not a curated record
AUGCCGAGCGUUGCUGCGCAGUACUUGGCAGGGGCCGUCGCUAUGCAGUCUGGGGUCCCGUCCGAGAACGUGCUUGAGAAGAUGAUGGCAGACACGACGGCGAUUGCUUUUCUUUCAGGUGGGAGUAUGUCUUUCCACCUUUCCAUAGAUCUGGCCGGAACUAUUGUCAUCCAGCCUAUCCAUUCGUCAAUCCUUUUAGAGCCUGAAACCCGCGCACUUACAAAGGUCGACCAUAAUAAGCCUAGCGAUGUCUCCCGAACCUCUUUGCUUAUUCUCAAUGUAACCAAUGCUGCCCCUGCAAGCAUGAGCGCAAUACCUGAGCUAUCACGCUCCAUCCAAGUGAUAAAUGCAUCUAGAACUAGUGUUCUUGAGACGUUCGCCGGUCUUAUUGACAGAAUUUACCUGGACUCUGAGGCCUCCAGCACCGAUGCAUCAGUUGCCGCCCAAAGCUCUCUUGGUGCAUCAGUGCUCGCUCUCAUGCGUGAGUUCUCCCAAAAGCUAGCAGAUAAGACCGGAUUUUUACGGUAUAGCAAGAUUCCCAUUAUCCACUUCUAUAGCUCUGAGUCAAUGCGACUAAACCUAGAACACCUGAUUACAUCCUACCAAGAGCACGGUCCAUCCUCUCUCAAUCAUGAGCAAGUAUCUGCCUUCGCCAAGCUUUUCAUGAGCAACGUCUCUCGGGUUCUGGGAGAAGUAUCCUCUUUAGAAGACUUGUCUUUCAACGACUUUAACCGACUAGAUGACUAUAUCAUGGCGUUAACUAGUCCUUCUGGCAGUAAUUCAGUCUAUAAUCUGGCUUGUGCGGUUCACAAGGUGCUGAGCCUUUUCGAAAUUCACGUGUACUCCCUUGCCUAUGGGUACGAAGCCUUACUAGCAGAUAUCCGCGAAACUCUUCCACACAUUGAGGUUGCGAGGGUUAUUCUAUCCGAACUAGUCGAACAAUUCGCCGUCUCCUCUUUACCCCGUGUUAAUGAGCUGCUAUCACGCUACAACGGUGUAGAGGCUAAGAUCUCAUACUAUCGAGAACUCGCCUCGUUAAUAGAGCACUUUAGAUCGCUAACGGACAUCCUCCCGAGUGCCCUGGCAUCGUGGCAAGUGUUCAGACAACUAGAUGCCAACAGCAGUAAUCUGAAAGAGAUGCAAGCUUUUAGUGCAUCUGAAAAGUCGGUGUAUAUUCACUUCGUUCACUUUUACAUGACCUAUCACUUUAUCCGUCUUGUCUGGAGCACCAUUCGCGCAUUCGAUCCACUAGAGACCAGCUUUCUGUUUGGCGCUGGAGCUAUCUCCCAGAAUCUAAUCUCUGAGUUGGCUGGCGUAAAGGCUAUUGAGAAGUAUACCUCUCUUACAUUCAAGCUAGCUGCAUAUGCCCCGCCGUACGAGAUUAUGGAUUCGGAUAUGCUUGUUGACUUUUCCGCCAGGUUAAUUGCUCUUUCUGGAGCGCUUGUAGAUAUACAGCGACUCCGAGAGCAUGUCCAACUUCUCUGUACAUCUGUACCCCAUGUACCUGCGUCGUUGAUAGACCGGCUCACAGACGUGCUUAGGCUAGCCCGGUCACACGAGCUAGCUUUCAUGGCACAGCUGUCUCCUGAGCAGGAUGAUGUCCCUGACUGUUCUUAUCAAUAUUUGCAACAACUUUCCUAUCUUUUUACUCGCUCAUUUAUUCACCCAAAAGCGCCAUCCUGUAGCCUUUUCCCAAACAACCCAGCUGCAGCCACCGUGCUUCGAGGGCUUACAUCUAUCCCCGGUCUCCUGGCCUCUAUGAAUAGCUACGAGGAUAUAUACAAGGGCAUCCUAGACAGCCUCUUUUCCACAAACAACAUCCACACGUUUAUCACACGAUAUGGAGAACACUUCUCUCGAUUUGCUAUAAUUGCGUCCUUGCAGCCAGGAACCAAAAAUUAUUACAACGCCUUGAUAGUCAAAUUUACCGCAGAACUUAGCAAGACACUUAGCUCAACAGAACAGAACGUGUAUUUGCAGCUCAGAACUCAGAGAGAACACGUAGAAAUAAGAGAGCUACUGCUUUGUGAGCUGAUUGAGUACUACAGGAAGGCGGUGGUCAGCAAUGAAAACACUCAUCUUCAACAACUAGAGAUAGACGAUAUCAGAGAGGCUGCCGGAACCCUCCUGAUUAGGAGCACUAUCCUUCCCAAUCUCCUGACUGCUUCCUUGCUUUUGUUUUCCAGAAGCAGGCAUGUAUUCAGCAUUGAGCUGCUCGGUGUUCUACUAGUUCGUUCGUCUGUAAUCAAAGCAGAUUCACUCAGCUCCAUUUCCAAAAUUAGCACUGCUCUUGCUGCGAACUUAAAUACGUUCUCUUCUAAGUAUAGCAAGUGGGGCGAGCUUUGGACUGAGCUCCUGAUCUCAUCCUUUUACUGUCCUGAUACUGGCCUCGAGGCCACUCAUCUAUCUCAAUUUUUGUGCGAGCACGUUCUUGCAUUUGAAAGAGAUUCCACUAGAUAUCAAGAACUCUCUACGCGUCAGGCUGGAAUUCUUACAGUUUCCCGUCUCCCCAAGACCCUUCACCUGUUGACAACAGACUCGGCACUAGAGGCAUCGUCGCCCCCUGACUUAUUGGUGACUACGCCUGUUCCCUCACUCUUCAGUGCCCAGAGUCUCUGCAGCUCCUUUGCUGUCGCUGGAAGGCUGCCAAACGCUUCAAAGAUACUCCACAGCUCUAUCAUGCAAAGGUACCAGUCCCUGUUCAACGCUAUUGUUGGGAUACUGCUCCCAGCACUAAAGAAGUUUUCGCAACUGAUUGGGCAUCUGGCCGCCUGGAUGGGCACAACGGGAAACUCCAAGAAGGUCAUGGAUAACAGCUCGCUAUCGUACAAUCUUUCCGUUAACAUAUCACAGAUUUAUGCAAUCCUUGUACGAUUAUCUAUUUUUGGAGAGCUGUGUCCAAAUUAUGUCAAGUUUUACUCUAUAAGCGAUAUCUAUGGCUCCGAGAAUCGCCCCAAUGUUUCUCCCUUUUAUGAAGCUCUAUUUUCCCCGUACUUCCUGUCUCUUCCUCUGCAGCUAGUUCACGUCGAUAACGACUUUUCAAUGACUUACGCCACACAUUCCGGCUCCCAAUGCGGCGACAUGGUCCGCCAGGAUAGCUUGCCCGAGAAUGGUACAAUUGACGCAUACACUGCUAUCCUCUCUAAUCAGUUCCGCAAACUUUAUCGCUCCGUAGCACAGCUUGAUGUGGCAUUUAUAUCUAUUGUUUCGGAGACAGAGAUUAUCCGCGAAAUUAUUUCUGAACUUAUAAUUUCAAAACAGUCCUCAGUCGCUAAACUUCUUGACAAGCUAAGAUACUCUCUCAACCGUCUAGACGCUAACGGUGUACUCUCCACAGAGACGUCUAGCCAGAAGCGUUCUGAUCCGGGACGUCUGGCGACUCAUUACUCGCUUUCUGUUUUAAUCUCGCGCAUCAUGACGACGCGGCUAAUCUAUGCCCUUCUUAUUCUUAGGGAGCAGUUUCUGGGCGACUCCAAUGCCCUCCAAAACUAUCAAACCUCACUUACCAACACUGACUAUCAUCAAUUUAGAGCUGCCAAACAGUCACUUUUCCCAUUCGUGGCCAACGCAUGCAGGCACUUGACUGUUUCUCUUGAUGAUGCGUUAAUGCAUGUUGAGCCCAGAGAAGCACACGCUCUUGCCGCAUUGAAGUCUCCUGCCUUUCUAUCAAUCGUGGACACUAUAGUUUCUGGAAUCAUAGGGUGUGAGCUUCCAGUCGAUCCGUCUGCACUCUGCCUGCUUUCAGACGUUGCCCCUUCUCCAGCUGACGCUGACGUUGCAUCUCGUGGGGGUUUAAUGAAUACACAGCAUCUUUAUAAGGCACACGUUCCAACAAUAGAGUCCUUUUCUCGCAUGAUCUUCGCCAUCCAAGUGGAUACGCUACAUGGCGGUGAGCUAAAACUCCACAAUAAUGUUAACCUAGUAACUCAACUGCUGAACGAAAUUCGUGCGGAUGCUAUCAGGAGCUCUAGCAGAUUUACCAGGCGCCUUGUGCGUAUCCACGUGUGUGUUGACACGUGGGCACUGGAUAGGGCGGAAAAGUUUGUUCAAUCUCAUAGUGUGACUAACUCACAGCUCCACUCGUGGGUACAUGUUCUGGAUCAUGCAGACAAAGAUUUUCAGGAAGCCUAUUACUUCUUGUUAAACGAUGGCGAAAAGGAGAGCUUUUUACGUCUGGUUGAGCUAUCUGUCUCGGAUGACUUCAAGAAGGCCUUUUAUAAUAGAUACAAAGCGUUCCAGAACAGCGUACUCGCCAAGGUGACAGAGUGUACACUAGCAUUGAUCGAUCAUUUGACACGCCUCUUCUCUCGAUUGAACACCGAGCUGCAGGAUCUCAGUGGUCCUCGCGGUAAUCCGCGCGACGAAGUGGACUGGAAUGAUUCUGUGGCUGUUCUGAAGUGUCUUGCUCACUCAGCAGACGCGGAUGGGCUCUAUAUCAAACAUAAGGAUCUGCUUCCCCGUCUCCGUGCAACACUUGUCCUGACAGCUAACGAGCAGUCUAUGGUGGACGCUCUCAUCGACAAUGUUUAUCCCACGUUUGCCGAAAGAUAUUCGUAUCUGAAGGCACGGGUGCUGGAAGACAAGGUAUCCUCAGCAAGGAUACUAGCAAACCUGCAGGCCACCGAGAACUUGUUCCAUGAAUCCAGUCUUGUCAACAUUGCAAAAGUUACUGAUCCCUCCCUCAUGUGUCCGGACGUACUCACGCCAGAUGGCAGCCUUGACCCAGGAAUUCUCUUAAAGCAUGUUCAGGAAGUUCGGCAGCGGCUUGCUGAUCUGCAGAAAGACCUCACUGACAUUCUUGGAGUUGCUGCGUCAGCGUCAGCGUUAUUUGGCAUCAACAUGUCAACGUGUACCAAUGCCGACAUGGAGGCCCUCAUAGUGGCGACGGAGGUUAUUGACUCAACCUACUUGCCUCUCUGUCACAAGCUGACUCACCUGUUUGACGGACUAAAAGGGCGAGAUCUCAAUUCAUCAGUACUAGACUGUAACUCAGCAGCAAUCGACUCUGCAUUGUCAGCUUUUUGCCACGAGCUAGAGCAUCUUAUUGAAGACUAUUUAGAGCUGGGUGGGGUCUUCCAGGGCAAUCAGAAGGUGGUUAAAUGGCUAGAACAAAACAGCACUACCUGGAAAAACCCUUCCAAACUUACUGCCGCCUUGUCGGGGUACACCCAUACGCUCGCUACGCUCCAGCCAUAUCUAGUCCAGCUGUGCAAUCCCACCUCUUUCCAUCCCUCUCACUGGCCAGAAUUUCUUGCUGAGCUUAGAUUUGUGUGCGGCACUCAAGCCAAUUUUCCUCCCGCUCUAAAUAUUCAGACACGGCUUCAGACAUACACCGUGUAUGAGCUUCUCGAUCAUCUCCUGCUCUUCCUGAGCUUGUCGCAUCAGUCACUAACGUCUCAGAAAGGCGCCUCUUCUGAUUCCGGCUCAGUUGUCCACACUCAAGACAAGGAGCCUCUCAGGGUUCUUACUGGCAUAUGUGAAAGCAUUCUAUCUCAGGCACGAGCACGUUCCUCUGUGUACGGCAUGAUUAACGCACAUACUCUACUGUCCAAGAGCAUACCCCUAACAUUCGUACACCGAAAUGAUACUCACAUUAUUAGUAACCUUGCUGACAUAACAAAAAGUUUGGAAUCGGCACUCCUUAGCAUUUCGGACCUGUCAACUACCCCAUUCUAUACGGAGUUUAGCUCUCAGUUAAUAGUACUCCAGGAGACCUUUAUUCUAUAUCUCGCGGCCGUGAAGGCUCUGACAGAGACACAGUCAGAAUAUAUUCAACUAUCCUCUGUGCUUGCACAGAAUAUGGCCAUUGUUAAGCGCUACAUAAAGGAUGCUGUGCUUAGGUAUGAAACUGCUGUCGCCGACCUGGCCUUUAUGUAUAGCCACCUGUCUGACAUGCCUUCCAAAGGUACGACAGACAAUCUUGUUCAUUUCUUCUCUUUCCUUGGGGGUGUUGAGGCAUGUACAUCCAAGAUUCUAACUAUUAAAGAUUCACUCCAAUAUAUAGCUAAGUCCCUUGCUACGUUUAUCGAGCAGCAGCGCUAUGUUUCGCCAAGGCUCUUCUUCCUCACCGACGACAACAUCCUUAGUGUCAUCACUGCGCUUUCAUCACUGCUUAUGCCUCAUUGUUCUGACCAUUCAAACAGCUCUCAGGUUAUUGGUGUCUCAACAAAUAACAGCGACAUUUGCAUGCUUGAAAAACACUUGAGCAAGAUCUUUCCCGGUUUUGCCCACUUCAUUUUCGCAUCAAGCAGCGACUUGUGUCACUGCGCUGAGCCGUGUGAGAAUGAUGACUUUAUACCAUCGUCUCUGACUGGAGCCCGCCUCCUGAUAGUUGGGAUUGUAUCACCUGAGGGUGAAAGGUUUCACCUGGAUUCUUCUCAGUUCUUCAGCAUCAGUGACCUGGUGGCGAGUUCCGCAAAUGAAAUUGCUAUUCAUCCGUUUCUUCUCAAGCUGGAGACGUCUAUUAGGCUAAGUAUGUACGAACAGAUUCUUCACUGCAGACGUGUUCUUCUCACCUUUCUAAGUGACUCUGUGGCUGUUGCAUCCUCGCAGAUACCCUGCUUGUUAGAGUCACAUACGUGCCAAGCGUUUAUUGUUGGGCUGCAUCUCGUAGUUACGGAGAUAUUGGACCUAUAUACAGAUGAUCCGGAUAGAGUGGAUUUGAAUCGCACAGGUGUUGCCCUCAAGGAGCUUCUCGCAUAUAUACAGGUGACGUAUAAGGGACUCUACAAUAUACACUGUCUUUUACCCGAGAUAAUCUUUCUCCAAUCAGUUGUCUCACUUGAGGCGACACAGGGGCGAAGCGAUGAAAAACGCUUGGAUCGGUUCUUUGCAAUGAAGUACUAUGUCAGCGCUAAGCCGUUUAGAUCCCUUGUCCUCAACCCCAGCCCCUGGCAGAAAAUCUAUGAGUGUCCAAUACUUGUGAAGGUUUUGUCCUAUUCGCACGUCUAUAGCUGUAACUACGUUGGCUCAUCUCCGCAUUUGGUGCAAACAGAGCUUACAAGUAGUCACUACACCCAAUCACUGAUAGCCAUAGGAUCGCAGUUCUUCAUUAGCCCCGUUGGUCCAGCUGGCACUGGGAAGACGGAGUCAACACGUCAACUGUCAGCACACCUAGGUAGGCCAUGCUUUGUUUUUAACUGUGACGAGGCCUUUGACUAUGCUUCUGUGGUGCGCAUAAUGAUUGGUGCCUUGCUGCUGGGGUGUGUGGUCUGCUUUGACGAAUUUAAUCGUUUGGCAGUCGACAAUUUAUCAUCGAUUAGCCUUAUCGUCGACGCAAUUCAAGAACUCCUAUCCAAGGAGGAAAGCUACAGACGCGUCCUAGAACUAGGGAAUGACACCCUGAUCGAGGCAUCUACCCACGAGCUACGGCGGACAGCCAAUAGUUUCAUGGCUCAGUUCUCGCUUAACUCGCAGAAAUAUGAUCCGUCCCGCCUUUCUCAGCUGCGUGAGUUUGCAUGCUUCAUAACAAUGAACCCUUCAUACAAGGGACGCCGUACUCUUCCAAAGAACAUCAGUGCUCUCUUCAGAAUAGUAAUGAUGUCCCAGGCAGAGGUGGAGAGCAUUGUUGACGUACUACUGGUCUCCUUGGGUUUCACGUUUGGGAGAGUUCUCAGUCGACUUGUCUGCAUGUUUUAUCAACGGCUGGAGGCAGUUGUCGCCCACAUCCAGUCAGAUGCUGAACAGGCGUCCAAAUCAUCCUUCCAUUUUGCGCACGACUUGGGUUUGCGUAGUAUUCGCAUGGCAUUGCGCGCAGGCCAGUUGCUUAUUGAGGACGAGCCAUCGUUAACGCAACUCCUCAGCUCCGAUUCUCCGGACAUUCGUGAAGCAGCAGAACGAUAUAUCCUUGUCACAGGCAUACGUCGAACCCUCCUUCCAACGCUUUCUCACCAUGACAUUCCUCAAUUUAAUGAUCUCAUCUGCUCCACCUUUGGGCGUUGUGAGGCCACGAUACGGGCACGCUUGAGUAGCGACUGCUCUAGGCGGCAGAUUACUAUCCCUGAAUCGUCUAACUACAGGCAUGCUCUCAAGCUGCUGGAAAGUGUUAGUCUUGAUGACCUGUUGACGAAGUUUGUAUCACAAGUUACACUGCAAAUGGGGCUCGUUCCUAAUCAAGCCUUCCUAGACAAGGUGCUGCAUCUUCACAUGUGCCUCUGUCUCAGCCCUGGAACCAUUAUUGCAGGCACCUCAUCCACAGGAAAGACAGCUGCGCAACAGGUCUAUUAUGGUGCUCGACGGGCCUUGGCGUCCUUUCUUACAGAAUUGACGGGUGUUUCGCAGGGAGCUUUGACUACAUACACCGUAUCUCCUCUGGCAUUGCAAGCUAAAACUAAGCUUCUCGGCACUUUAAUUGAGCCUUCACGUGAAUGGAUAGAUAGCAGCUUUCUUCGGGCUCUACGAGAGGCCAUUGCCCUUAGCGAAAACAUGGACUCAGGCACUCCCUGUCUUCUCAGCCGAUGGCCAAGAUUCUUCUUUCUAUUUGAUUGCGAUAUUAAUCCAGACUGGAUUGAAGCCUUCAACUCCGUCUUGGAUGGAAAUCGUUGCUUAACUCUUUGCACAGGCGAGAGAAUUCACAUACCAGACAGCGUCCGCUUUGUUUUUGAAAGCUCUACACUCCGGCAUGCAACCUUGGCCACCAUCUCACGGUGCUCUGUCAGCAUUCAUCACGCAGAUACUGUGCCAGCAUCAGAUCUUGCAUACGGCUGUCUUAAGCGUCAACUCGUCAUGGACAACCCGCACGCAUCGAGCCUUCUGUCUUUGAUUUCAGAAACCGGGCACUCUAGGCGAACCGAGCAACCCCCGGCACAGACACGGACUCAAACAGGGCUCCCUUCUAGAGCCAAUCUUUCCAACUCAAUCCCUAACUUGCAUACACAGAAAUACGUAUUAGCGUGCCUUAAUGCGGUAGCCUUCGACGUUUUUAGCUCUUUCCUUUUCGCGAGUACGCCUCUAUACGUUACAUUUCACCAAAGUUUUAUCGCGUGCCACGGGCUCAUUGAUCAGUUGACUAACACACAGCAAGCACCAUCCGGCACAGUAAUCACUCACAAGACGGGCACUUUGGGACGCUUGUUCCGCACGGGUAAAGGCCUCGCAACGGGAAGUGGAGAGUUCAUUGAUGGCAUUCUGAAGGGGAUUUCUGCUGACAUCAACACUUCAUCAACUAGCUUUUCUGGCACGCUAUCCGAGCUUCUGGACCAUGCUAAAGGUCGCUACAAGCAAUACUCUCCUAUUGACUUUUCUGUAACAAGAGUUCUAGCAACCCUUGUGAUGAUGCUUAAGGCAGCUGUGGCAGAAGCAGAGAAGUAUUUUCGUACAAAGAUAACGCAAAUUGAAUUAGGCUUAGCUGAAGCUCGGCUGUCUCUUCGCACAAUGGAUCUGCAGAAACUGGUGAGCCCUCAGACUGUUUCUCGCGUUCUGUCCUUCUCAGGAAUCUCAUAUAACAGGCUCAUUUUGUUUUACGUUAGACAAUUCAUCUUCGGAUUGGCUUGGUCUCUCAGCUGUCAGCUACCUCUUGCAGAGCGCCACUCUUUGUCCAAUCUUGUUUGUAGGUACUAUUCAGACUAUCUUGAUCAGCCUUCUAGUGAGGUCUCCACGAAGACCCCUACUCACUCUGGCUCUGGGGAUGCAAGCAAUGCUGACGACGCGGACGACUUACAGUUUGAUCUCUUGGCGAUUACGUACUUCAAUACAAAACCGUCAGCACCGGAAGUGUUCGCUGGAUACUGUGUCGAGCGCACUUCCGACACAACGUCUUCUCGCUUAAAUACUCAGGAACGUUCCUUGGUCACAAAGGCGCACACAAUUCCAGAUUCGUCCGAUCUCAAUGCAUCAUCGUCCCUAUGGUUAUCAGCAACUGUCCAACACCCUCCGCCUCAAUCCAGCUAUGAAGAGGAUGGCCGCAGACCACCAACUCAGCCUGCUCACACCUCUUUGCUAACAUACGUCUGCUCCAUAAACAGUGAGUAUUGGCAGCUAAACGAUCCUGAGAAUUGUGAGCUACGUAGCUUCUUUGUUUCUACAAUCCAUGAGAGCAUGUCGACGCUUAUGGAGAGCUCACUAACAGCCCACACUAGAAGGGCGCGCUUUGAAGACGCGAGUAUGCCCAGGAACAAACUUACACACCCAUUACAUAACCCUACACUGGAAUCGACGUCUGCGGGGUCUCAGCUUGUUCCUAAUGUGGAUACGCAAGCGUACGCAAUGUAUCUAGGCUCUCUAGUGGACCAGGGUAGACACGUACUCUUAAUAGGACCGGCAGGUAGCGGGAAAACAGUACUUCUGACGCAUAUAUUGAAUCAGAACCCCAACUUGCGCGUUGUUUUCACCUCCUUUUCAUCACAGACCUCUCCAGACGAUUUAAUUUCUAUUUUCUUCAAUCAUUUCGAUGUGGUUCCAGAGGACGAUCACUACAUAUUGGUCUCUCCGGCAAGACAGACCUUCUGCCUGAUCAUAGACGAGAUUAACCUGGUUGAUAAAGAUUGUUUUGACAAUCAACCCGUAAUAGAGUUUCUUCGUUUCCUUUUAGAGCAUAGAUACUUCAUAUAUGACGGGGUUCUUCCAGGCUCCAAGGAUAAAAAGAAGCCCGGUGCCCACGAAGCAAAAGAGUCUCCACUGGAAACAUCCGCAGUCAUUGUCUUACCAUUUAACAUAAUUAUUGCCUGCAGUUGUAAUCCCCCAACAGAUGCAGGACGGUCUCUUCUAAGUGAGAGAUUUAUGAGGCAGAUAUCUACGCUGUAUCUGGACCAUCCUAGUCAUGCAGCGCUCCUGAGCAUAUACACCGCCUAUACUGACGACAUGCUUGCGGACAUUCUGACCGAAUCAAACUUGUUGAGCGUUCUGACUCCUGACACCACCACCUCCCUCUCAAUUUCCCUGGCAUCCGCAAUGGUUUCUGCUUAUGAACAGAUUGCUGCAGCCGCAGACCGAGAGCACAGUUCCUCUGUCUACUCCCCCAGAGAUCUGACGCGGUGGAUUGCUUCCGUUAAAGACCAUUAUGGAUCUUAUCAGCUUACUGAUGCUACUGGGGUCUUCUCAUGCAAGAGGUUUGUCCAACUCAUUCUAUACGAGGGGUCAGCUAUCUUUUCAACCAAACUGAUGACUCAACCAGAAAAGAAAGCAACAAUCGCCAUUCUAGCAAGGUCACUUCACGGAUUUCUGGAGUCUCUCUCCAAGGCUCUGUGCACCUGGACCGCCGACAAUCCUAUGUUAGAGCUAUCAACCUUUAAUACGCUCCUUCUUCAGAAGAACUUUAAGUUCAAUAUAACAUCAGGGGCUUCGCUGACUGAUUCAGCUACCCACUUUGCCUCCAUUUUGACAGAACAAGAGGCAUGGUCUAAUCUUUGCUACUUGUUCUCUAAAUACCAUAAUAAAUCAGCGAAUACGCUGACACUAUCACACAUGGAGUUUGUUAGCGAUCCCAUCUAUCACAUUAUGCGCACCCUAAACACCCCACAUGGACACCUUAUUAUAAGUGCUGAGCCAGGGGUUUUUGACGCCUCUCUGCUCCAGUUCCUGGCGUGGCUCUCUGAAUCAACCAUCUUUGAGCUCAAAACAGUCAAAAGAUACUCCCUUACAGAUUUCCGGGAGUUCCUCAGGGGCGCUAUUGAAGCCGCGGUAACAAAACCUGGCAAUGUCUUGGUUGUUAUUUCUUACGAAACUGGUCUUCCUAUCAACUUCCUAGAGCAUCUAAACAAUCUCUUGUGUAAUGGAGAUGUGACUGGAUUUUUAACCAAAGCACAGCUUCACAAGACUAUCUCGUUAGCAGGUCUCUCAGAUCUGGCCCAAUUACAGCAGAUGGUCAAGCAAAAGCUCCAUAUACUCUUUGUAGUCAGCUCAACCCUUGAGGGCUCCGGCAUAACUUUCAGUCCAGCUUUGUAUAACAGAUGCCAAUUGAUUAGUAUUAGUAGGAUGCCUAUCUACUUCCUAGUUCUUAAGGGGACAGGGCAUGUCCAGGCCUUGGCGUUCCCGAAGUCUGUCUCCGACUGUCUCGGACGGGUCACAGAUACAGAGCCAAUGCUUCAGCAGAGCAUAGAGGCAUGUGAUCGGGUAUCUACAGAAACUCAGCAGCUGCUUGAUAUUCUAAAGCAGCAGCAAGACGAUAGCGUCUUAGAAAUUCAAGACACGCUCACCAUCGCAGCACAGGGCUUGGGGCCUCAGCAGCGCCUCUGUGCUGCACUAGCCUUGCUUCACGAAAGGGCGCCUUCGAUUGUGCAGCAGUACCACGAUGUUGUUGGAUCUCUUUCUCUACCCGAGAUGUUGAAAACUAGUCAUGUGGCGCGAUCUAUUACCUUCCACUCCUUGCUUCAUUACGAGAGAUUGUGCACACGGUUUGCACUACUGUACCUGCAGGUGUACACAGAUUUCUGCUCUCAGCAGAACCAUCUGGUAAAAGGCUUGGAGAUAUUAGACAUCGUGCAGGGACGCGUCAGCGAGCUCCAGGAAGAGCUAUGCACAAAGAAGGAGAAGCUCGCAGAGAUGACCGUACUCACUCAGGAGAAGCUGUCUGAGGUUAUUAAGCUGAGAGAGAUUACCAUGGCAAGUAAGGCCGAGUCAGUGAAGCUUUCGACCGAAAUCACACAGAAGCAUGAGUACAUUCAGGCACGCAUGGAGUCUGUGCAGUCGGAGUUGGCCGAAGCAGAGCCUGCACUUGUAGCAGCCCGAGGCUCCAUUCGCACAAUAAGCAAGGCUGCCCUAGAGGAGAUUCGACGAAUGGCCAGGCCAGCAGAGGCAAUAACUCUAGUUAUGGCUGCGGUAGUCAUCAUUAUAUCUCCUACAAUCGCAGGAAUUAACACAAGCUGGGAGGCCGUCCGUAAAAUAAUGCAGAGAAACAACUUUCAAUCCUCCAUUCUGAUGUAUAAUCCUGCUGAGGAUGAGCACGCUGCUUAUCGGCUGGAGCGUUUGGCAGAAUACCAGUCCAAUCCCACCUUCAAAAAAGAUAUUGUCAGCCACGCCUCUCAGCCGGCUGGCUUCCUGUUCGAUUGGGUCAUGAGCAUUUAUGGAUUUCUGAAGAUAAAGGCUAAGGUCCAACCGCUUGAGCAGGCGCUUCUUCAAAUUAAGGAGGAGGCUAGUGGUCUGGAAAUAAGAAGAGCCGAAAUUAUGGUGGAGCUUGUCGAAAUGGAGAAGAAUAUUGAUAGCUUGACAGCGGAGUGUAGCGAAUGUGAAGCCCACCAAAUUCGGCUGCAAAACCAGGCAGACGAGUGUGAGAACAACACCAAGCAGGCAACUAUCAUCACUGAGUUGCUCUCUGACGAAAUUAAGCGGUGGACUGAGCAGCAGGCUGGGUCUGAGCACAUCUUGGACAAACUUAUGGGAGACGUGCUCCUGGAAGCGUUUUACGAGACUUAUGCCGGGUCCUACACCGACAACUUGAGGAUUGAGCUCGCCACGUUUGCAGAAGAGAUACUCGAUGCCUUGUCUAUUUCGUACAGUAACGGGACGGCUCUUUGCCUCAGAGGUUCAUUGUCAAACCACAUUCUUAUAGAGAGGGUUCUGUCUCCGGUAACGCCCGUUUUGUUGUUUGACUACACCAAGGGAGAUUUAGACCAUCUCAGGGCUACGUAUAAAAAGCAUAUCAUGGUAUCUGCACUUGCAGACGACUUGAUGGCCUCUGUGGAGCGGGCAUUGAAGUUUGGCUUCACUCUGAUCAUAGAAGAUGGCGACUCUUUGGAUCCAGCCCUUUUUGUGUUACAUCGAGUCGUAGAAGAGCCAGCUACGUCUACUAGUUUGCCCACUAAUUCAUCUCCUGACGCUAGAAGAUCCUUUAUUGUAGAGUUGGGAGGCGUUGUCAUUCCUGUCCACCCAGAUUUUGGUGCAAUUGUUUUAUGUCAGGUAGUUGGGCGCGCAAUCCAUUUUGCGGCAAAGUGUACCGUGAUAAACUUUGCUCAUAGUGAUGAGAAAAUAUUUGAGAUAUUGUGCAACCACUUAAUUGAAUACCUGCAUCCCGAUCUGUACUCUGUGCAACAGAAAAUAGAGCAGGACUUGUCGACCCACGCGAAGACUAUCGUCUCGCUGGAAAAAGAGUUACUUUGUACUCUAAGUGCAGUUGACCAUAGCUCCAUCUUGACAAAUACCGGCUUAAUAUCUCAUCUACAAGCUACCAAGGCCCGAUACAGACAAAUUAAUACGCAAAUAGAGACACUCAGACACCAGAAGAAAAGCUAUGAUGCCUUCAAGGACGAACUACACGAUUGCACAACAGUUCUAGCUCGGAUAUUUUCCGUACUACGACAUCUGCGGGACCUAGAGCCGGGCUUUCUCUUUAACCUGGAGCAGAUGUUGUUUAUUUUAGAUGCAGCCCUGGAGAGAUUCACGACGCUGGCUGCGAAGAACUACUCUGACUUGCUCAUUAUUUUCAUAGAGCUAUGCUACGAUAACACCCAGUCGUCGCUGACCCUGACUGCACGAGAUGCCACUUAUAAGUUUCUGAAAGAGAUAGCGACAUCGGAGGCGCCAAAAGCAGUAACGCGCAAAGAACUAAAGCUUCGGUCGCACACAACCUUCACAGAGUACUAUUCGUUCUAUCAAAAGCAUACCCAUUGCAUGCUCCUCAACAUUAUUGAGAAUACUGAUCCAAAGAGCAUUGUUCAGGCAGUGAUUCAAGACGUAAAAGCGGACGCCAACCACGGACCGCUGGUGCACUCAGUUCCCUUCGGGGUCCCUGACGCACACAUUUCAAAGAUUGCUGGUAUCCUCAAGGCAGCUCGAGACCGUGAUAUUAUCCUAUUGACCAACAUGCAUCUGGCCUCUGCCUCAUACUGUGAAGAUCUUUGCAAGGUUAUACAGAGCCACCUUAAGACCUACAGCAAUAACAUCUCGAUUAUCAUCUCAAUCCAGGGUGCAGAUGACAAUAGCCUAACAGAGGAAAUGCGGUCUUUAGCCACGUCACUGGGCUGUGUCUCCUUUUUAUCGCAAAAGGAGCUCAACCCGGUGGCUCUAUAUGAGCAAACUAGGCUAGAUGCAAGGCAAAUAGCGCUCAAGCAGACCAGUAUUAUCCUUAAUACCACCACGCCUUCUGCAGAGGCUACUGAAGUCGAUUCUGAGGCUCAGCAGGCUGGCCAAUUCUUUGAUUCAGAGUUCAAAUGCCUUCUUGAUAAGCUAACAUACAUAUUCGUUAUCUUCAAACUGAGGGCAAGCAUGAGGCCAUACGGCUUUUCUGGAAGCUACUCCUUCACAUCUGUGGAUCUGCGCUACGCCAUAGAGCUUCUUGUGAAAGAGUUUGCAGCACAGCUCGCCAAGGAUAACAAGUCGUUCUGUCCCUUUGCCAAUCAGUUCUUUGAAAAAUUGCUCCAUGAGAUUUGUUUUGGGAAUAGGAUUUCAGCUCUACACGAUAAGGUCAUAGCAAAAAGGCUUAUUGACAAGAUAGUUAAUAUGGAUGCAUUGCCCACAAUGGUGGAGUCGUGUACAGGGGUCUUCCUGAACGAGGCCCUGGACGGAAUAAUGACAGCUGCACAGCAAAAGAAAGUCGAUGAUCUGCACCAGGUCAUUUUAGGAAGAGUGGGAUAUAAAAGCACAAAAGACCCGGAUAGCAGUUCUUGCAUAACUAUGAGCAUUGUGAGCGCGAUUAUCAGUAAGCUCUUAAGCAUUCGAAAAAGCCUUCAGCAGGUAGAGGAGGUAAGCGCCACUCUUACCUCUUCACAUAGGUGGAGCUCAUUUUCUCUUGCAAUCUUUAAGGUCAAAUGUGCAGCAAGGACCACGCUGCUAGCCUACAUGCAUGCAGCAGAGAAGGGCCCCACUGCUCUCGAUGAACUACAACGCUUGCUCAAUGAGGAUGCGCUACAGCAUGUCUCACUUCUCGUAGAUCAAUACCAGUAUUGCACAGAUGUGCUUGAGGCUAUGCAAACUGGUAACGACGACACCAUUACGUUGCUGCCUCUGAAGCUUGGGUCUAACGCACAUCAGUGUUUUGCUGCCUUGUUCCAAGACCUAUUGAGUCAAGGAAGUCCAGGUGCAUCUGGAUCUGGAGAGAUGGCCGCGUGCUUCACGACAGUGGCUGCUAGCAGCACGGUAUCAGUAACGGUCAGGUCAUUCUUAUUCGUAGCCGACCAUGAUGUGAUCCAGAAAUCACCCAGUGGCGGCAUUUCAACCCUCUUCCUGACCCUUGAGCCCGCGGCAAGCGUAGCUCACUUGGCAGGCAUUCCGGUAUUCCUCGAUGAUUCGCGUAGCACGUUCCUCGGAUUUGCCCAAGGUAUGGACGAAGGUGACAUGAUGUGGGACGGGUCUGCGUUUUAUUUCCUGUGA